GGAUCAGGAUUUUGAAUCAUCAGGAUUUGCACAUUUUCAUCCACCCAAUCAACUAUAUUUCGAAUCAACAGGAUUAAUAUUUACCCACCCAAUCAACUACUCAACCACUUUAUCAUCAAACCCAUACGUGGAAAAAUUUGACAUGGCCCCUCAAAGCAGUACGAAGCCAAUUUGCAGCCGCCAAAGCAGCCCCACACUCACUGUGCGAUCGCUUAGCGUGACCCGUAGCAUCAGCCCACUCUCCGACGAAGGAACCCUGGCAAGACGCCUGCAUCGCUUUAAAGCGACCCUUUCCCCCAUUCGAGAGGAGCGUGGAAAUACGCAUCGCACGGCCCGACGUACCAUCAGCCUUUCCCCUCUUCGAGAAGAACGAGGAAGUACCCAUCGCACGGCCCGGCGUACUAUCAGCCAUUCAACAAAACGAGCACACAAACACGUCGCCUGUGGAUUGUGUAAAAAAGAUCACAGACUGGUAACAUGUUCUAAAUUCACCAAAAUGAACAUCAAUGAAAAGUUUGACGCAGUUAAUAAACACAAGUACUGCGUCAAUUGCUUGGCCAGAUCGCAUUCCACCCAAAAGUGCACAAGUAAAAAACGAUGUGCCACGUGUAAUGGGGAACACCAUUCAACCCUACAUGGGCACCCCAGGUUGUUCUGCAAAGAGCCAACGAAAUCAUCGAAGAGCGAAGAAAGAUUGCACAGACAAAAAGAUCUACCCACGCUACUGGCCAAGCCGACCCUCAUACCAACAGUCAUGGUCAAAGUCAAACACGAUGGAAAAUGGAACAAAAUACGAGCCAUAGUCAACCCGACCCGAAAGGUGACUAUAAUUGCGUCAGAGCUGGUUCAGAGAUUGAGGUUACCGAAAACGUACCUCGACUCGCAUCGCAUAUGCAAAGUCGUCAUAGGAUCGUUAACUGAUUCCGACUGGCAUGUCGAAGUUAACUGCCUAUUGACGCAUGAUUUACCGACCCGACCCUAUAAUCGUGACUUAAGUGGCGAAAUCAUUAAGAAGUUCGACCACUUAGUCCUAGCCGACCCUAAAUUCUGGAAAGACGAUCAAAUCAUGUUGGAACUGGGAGCUGACAUCUACCCAAGAUUGAUGAAACCCGGACUAUUCAACCCCGAUAACAGCACCGUGAUCGCACAAAACACCGCACUCGGUUGGACUUUAACCGGUGCUUGUGCGAUUUAAACCCAAAAUCUAAAAAUCUUUUUAUUCGCAGACACUGCAAGGCGGCCGGGAUGUUCAUACCAAAUGAACACAUCCCUGCAUUGUCCUCCUAACUCGUCUAAAUACGAAUUAGAGGACAAUGCAAAAAACACCCAACAGCGCCAACAUAACAGCGAAGUACCCAACAAAACGAAAAAACACAAUAAAACGAAUCACCAGAGCGGACGGACAUAAGCGCCAAAGCAGCAGCAAUAUCAUCACCAGCAAUAACAACCACAGCAGCAGCAACAAUAUCAACAGCAUCAGCAGUAACAACAGCAGCAGAAUCAAUCUCAACGCGGGAAAAUUCAACAUCAGGUUACAUAUAAAUUUAUAAUUAGAUUAAGUAUAAUCGUAAUUAGUUUGUACACUAACAUACAAUUAUACACAUCCACACCCAAUUGUACUUAUUCACCCAUAUACAUACAUACAUAUAUUAUAUUUACUCAAAUAUACACACAUCCGAAUUGUUACCCGAUUUCUAACCAGUUUUUAUUUUAUUUGGCACACCGGCAAACACACGUCGAUCAGCCCGACAAUGCCUUUAUGCCUACUUCGUUAAGAUGAAGAAGGUGAAAUAUCUUUGUUUAAAUG
This is a messenger RNA of Bactrocera dorsalis (oriental fruit fly), 1807 nucleotides long. RefSeq lists its product as uncharacterized. Lineage: Eukaryota; Metazoa; Arthropoda; Insecta; Diptera; Tephritidae. The transcript has 2 exons. The record is from RefSeq and is a predicted model, not a curated record. The coding region runs from base 143 to 1195 and encodes 350 amino acids.